AGCAACAGAUACGUGUGCUUGUGAGGGUGACAAGUGACAAGCAAUCAGUUCCUUCUACAAACAAAAUAGUAUAUGGCCGAUAGAUAGUCUACAAGUAAACGAAGGAAGCAAGAUCAUUUCUUCCUACUUAACAAAAGAUAGAAAGAGACACACGGUAUCUUAUCCCAUAGGACACCAUGAUCCUUCCAUUAGAAGUUGCAAUAACGUGAUAGAAAUGGUUUUUAGAUACUUUCUUUUAUGGCUAGCUAUAUAUUCUGCACCUGAUCCCCCCUCACCGGACUUUUAAAUCACAUAAUUCUUUUUUAUUUGUUCCUGUGUAUCCAAUUCCAAAUUCACCCAUAAAAUACUUCCUUUCUCACUACUCACAUGAUGGAGGGAGAUGAGAAUAUUCAAGCAUCAAAGGGGAAAAAUGAUGAAAGCUUCGCCAGCUUGGAGGCACCAAGGAAGAAAAACAAGAAGAUAGAAAACAAGAGGAGGUUCAGUGAUGAACAGAUAAGGUCACUAGAAUGCAUAUUAGAGACAGAGUCAAAGCUUGAGCCAAGGAAGAAGAUGCAACUGGCAAGAGAUCUUGGCCUGCAGCCUCGCCAAGUUGCCAUAUGGUUUCAAAACAGAAGGGCGAGGUGGAAAUCAAAACGCAUAGAGCAAGAAUACAGGAAACUGAAGGAUGAAUAUGACAAUUUAGCAUCUAGGUUUGAGUCCCUAAAGAAAGAGAAGGAGUCUUUGCAAGUAGAGUUGCAGAAGCUAAGUGAUUUGGUGGUGUCAUCACAUGAUGGUGGAAGGGAAGACAAGAGUGCCAAAGAACACAGCAUAGAGGAUGGUGGUUCAGGCAGUGGAUACAGCAGUUGGAAGCCUGAAGCAAAACCAAGGUUUUCAAAUGAGGGUUUGGAAGAGAGAUUAGGUGUGUAUUCAGAUGAUCAGAACGAGAAUAGCAUCAUGAGGAGUGAGAAAUCUGAGGACAAAGGACACCAACUUCUCAGAAUGGAUGAUAAUGAUCACGCUGAGAUGCCAUUAGCAUCACUUGAAAAAUGGUACAGUAGUGUGGACCCUAAUGGCAUCUUGGACCAGUCAUGUAGCAGCUCUCAGUGGUUAGAUUUCUGGACUUAAAAAAGUGAACAACACUCUGCGUUCCAUGUAUGAUGUUUGUUUCCUCCAACNUAAAGAAAGAGAAGGAGUCUUUGCAAGUAGAGUUGCAGAAGCUAAGUGAUUUGGUGGUGUCAUCACAUGAUGGUGGAAGGGAAGACAAGAGUGCCAAAGAACACAGCAUAGAGGAUGGUGGUUCAGGCAGUGGAUACAGCAGUUGGAAGCCUGAAGCAAAACCAAGGUUUUCAAAUGAGGGUUUGGAAGAGAGAUUAGGUGUGUAUUCAGAUGAUCAGAACGAGAAUAGCAUCAUGAGGAGUGAGAAAUCUGAGGACAAAGGACACCAACUUCUCAGAAUGGAUGAUAAUGAUCACGCUGAGAUGCCAUUAGCAUCACUUGAAAAAUGGUACAGUAGUGUGGACCCUAAUGGCAUCUUGGACCAGUCAUGUAGCAGCUCUCAGUGGUUAGAUUUCUGGACUUAAAAAAGUGAACAACACUCUGCGUUCCAUGUAUGAUGUUUGAUUCCUCCAACAAGGAACAAAGAUCGGUUCAUACUUGGCUGGAAGAUCUUGUGCUGCCAACUGGUCAAAACUCAACAUUCCAGCCUUGAAGAAUGUCGAAUAGGCCAAGAAACUGGAAAAAAGUUUUGUAGGCUUGAUUUGAUAGGGAGAGAAUUAAGCUAGCCUCACCAAAUUCAAUUGUGUAGAGAUUUGGAAAAGGAAAUAAUGUGAAAUGAUGUCUCUGUUUGUUCA
Vigna umbellata (rice bean) is the source of this 1829-nucleotide messenger RNA. Lineage: Eukaryota; Viridiplantae; Streptophyta; Magnoliopsida; Fabales; Fabaceae. The record is from RefSeq and is a predicted model, not a curated record.